UUUAAUUUUAAUUUUUCUUUUCGAUUAAUUUUAUUGUAAUUUAAUAUUUUAAAGAUUAAUCAAAAUAGAUAUUCGAAAGCCGAAGGCCUGCAAUUCCUUCUAUCCACGUGACGUCCUGUCAUUGGCCUUCACAUUUCUCCCUUACACCACUCCCUCUUCUUUUCGAAAACCUCCUUUCUUUUCAUCCUAGCCUUUUCUUUUUCUCUCCAUCUCCAACUUUUUAAACCCUCGUCGGAACUGAUACUCGGAAUAUCUUCAUCGGAACGUCUCUGACCGCUCCAAAAGAAGAGAUAAGAAAGCGACAAAAGGGAGCUAUCCUUUUUUCUGUUUGUAUGCGUGAGGUUUUUGAUGCUGAGUUUCUCUGAUAGCUUAAACGACGACGUUGUUUUCAAGUUUCAGUGAUUUUUCAUUUUUUAUUUUUAUUUUGUUUUUAUUUAUUAGCGUCGACUUCAAGUAGGUGCUUUUGCUUCAUCUCGUUUAAUUUCUUAGGUUUUCUUUGUUUACAAACUUCAAGCAAGAGGAGGCUUCCAGCUGAAGUGAAAUUCUGACAAGUCCUGAAAAAACAAGUGAAGAAAACCUACUUCUUUUUUCCAAUUAUAUUCGGAUUAAUCGGCGAGAAAUUUAUAGCGAAAUCAAAGCUCUGUAGCUGAUGGAAUUAAAAUUUGAUUCUUCUCAGAUGAGAAAAUGCUGAUUAUUGCUAGACCUUGUUGGGGAUUUUGGAUAAUGAUUUCGAUUGUGGAAAUAUAGAGAUAAUAAGAUUAAGAGACUUAAAGAAAUGAGAAAUUCAGGUAUAAUUUGAGGCUGCCGAGUUUGCAACAUGAGUUACGGCAGCGGCAGCGGCAGCAGCGACAAGAACAGAGGACGAGAGGCAGAAGAGGAGCAGCAGCAGCCUGUUUUCCGGAGGUCCGUCGAGGUAGAACCGGCGACACUUACUGAAAAUGGUUCUUUAACGGCGCAGGAACUGUCGAUUGAUGAUUGUCUGCUCGUUGACCCCAAAUUAUUGUUCAUCGGCUCCAAAAUUGGCGAGGGAGCUCAUGGGAAAGUUUAUGAAGGAAGGUACGGUGAUCGAAUUGUUGCUAUCAAAGUGCUUAAUCGAGGGAGCACUUCAGAAGAAAGAGCUGCAUUGGAGAAUCGUUUUGCCCGUGAAGUUAACAUGAUGUCUCGAGUAAAACAUGAGAAUCUUGUCAAGUUCAUUGGAGCUUGUAAGGAGCCCCUAAUGGUGAUAGUAACUGAGCUAUUACCUGGAAUGUCACUUCGUAAGUAUUUAAAUAGUCUUCGUCCAAAACAACUAGAGCUUUGUGUGGCAAUAAAUUUUGCCCUUGACGUUGCUCGAGCCAUGGACUGUCUGCAUGCAAAUGGGAUUAUACACAGAGAUCUGAAACCAGAUAAUUUGUUGCUUACCUCAAGCCAGAAGUCUCUGAAGCUUGCAGAUUUUGGCCUUGCAAGAGAGGAAUCUGUGACUGAAAUGAUGACUGCUGAAACUGGGACAUACCGCUGGAUGGCUCCUGAGUUGUAUAGCACGGUGACAUUGCGGCAGGGAGAGAAGAAGCAUUACAAUAACAAGGUUGAUGUCUACAGCUUUGGAAUUGUCUUAUGGGAGUUGCUGACCAACCGCAUGCCAUUUGAAGGCAUGUCAAAUUUGCAGGCUGCUUAUGCAGCUGCUUUUAAGCAAGAGAGGCCCAGUAUUCCAGAGGACAUAUCCCCUGAUCUUGCAUUUAUCAUUCAAUCAUGUUGGGUUGAAGACCCUAACUUGAGGCCCAGUUUCAGCCAGAUCAUCCGCAUGCUUAAUGCCUUCCUUUUCACCCUUUCUCCGCCACCAACAGAUGUACCAGAAUCUGAUAGCCAUGAGACAGCAGCAUCAAGUAAUGGCACCAUGACAGAGUUUUCUGCCCGUGCAAGAGGAAAGUUUUCUUUCCUUCGCCAGUUGUUCGCAGCUAAGAGGACUAGAAAUUCUCAAUGAGGGGUAAGUUUUGGAAUGUUUCCUUUUGUCCCAGCUCAAAAAAAUUUGUGCUGUCAUAGAGAUAUAUAUUGUCAAUGAAUGGGUUAAUUGAUUAGACAAGGACUAUUAGCAAAGGAAUGAAACUCUGGAAAACGAUGUUAACGAGGGAAGUUGAUUAGUAAAUAAAAAGAUGAGUAGAGAGAGACCUAUAUAUCUGCUCGCCUUGUUGUACAGCAGAUAGUGGAUUUAGAAAAAUCUUUAUGUCCAUAUCCAUAUCCUUUGUAACUUAUUCCACAGAUGGUUGCAGUACUACAACUUGACAUUCGAUUUUCAAUUUUUAUGGCUAAAGUUGAAGAGAUUGCUUUGCUA
Molecule: messenger RNA, 2308 nt
Organism: Manihot esculenta (cassava)
Lineage: Eukaryota; Viridiplantae; Streptophyta; Magnoliopsida; Malpighiales; Euphorbiaceae
Product: serine/threonine-protein kinase STY13
Exons: 6
Coding region: 818-1960 (380 amino acids)
Biological process (GO): protein phosphorylation
Molecular function (GO): protein kinase activity; ATP binding
Source: RefSeq, a predicted model, not a curated record